This is a messenger RNA of Phlebotomus papatasi, 833 nucleotides long. It is a transcript of the gene CHOp24, whose product is annotated as transmembrane emp24 domain-containing protein 2. NCBI's taxonomy places the organism in Eukaryota, Metazoa, Arthropoda, Insecta, Diptera, Psychodidae. The transcript is spliced from 3 exons. The coding region runs from base 109 to 744 and encodes 211 amino acids. The record is from RefSeq and is a predicted model, not a curated record. Gene Ontology annotation, cellular component: endoplasmic reticulum; endoplasmic reticulum-Golgi intermediate compartment; Golgi apparatus. Gene Ontology annotation, biological process: Golgi organization; endoplasmic reticulum to Golgi vesicle-mediated transport; intracellular protein transport.
AUAAAACAAUUGACACGUCAAAAUAUAGGAAAGAAGUUUUGGGGAAAGGUGCAGGCACUUUUUGGUGCAAUUUCUAAAAGGAACUAGUGACUAAAUUUGUGCUGAAUUAUGAUUAGAAAUUACCUGAUAGUUGCAUGUAUUGUGUAUUGUGUUGCUGUAGCUCCUGCCCAUGGAUACGUCGUCACAGUUGAUGCCCAUUCAGAAGAAUGUUUCUUCGAUCGCGUGGAAGCUGGAAUGACCAUGGGUUUGAUCUUCGAAACAAUUGAAGGUGGUUUCCUGGACAUUGAUGUUCGCAUCUCAGAUCCAGAGGGUAAAAUCAUCUAUCACGGUGUCCGGGAGUCUUCCGGCAAAUUUGCCUUUGCCGCACACAUGACCGGUGCCUAUAACUAUUGCUUCAGUAACCAAAUGUCCACAAUGACCCCCAAGGUGGUCAUGUUCUCCAUGGACAUCAAUGAAAGCACCAAGAAAAAUGGCAGCGAUGGGGCUGCAGGAGGAGCAGAGGAUGCGGAUGGAAGUCACACGAAACUUGAUGAUAUGAUCAAAGAGCUCUCUGGGACAUUGACCAGCAUUAAACACGAGCAGGAAUACAUGCAUAUGCGUGACAGAAUCCACAGAAACAUCAAUGAGAGCACAAACUUCCGCGUUGUCAUGUGGUCAACAUUCGAAGCCCUCGUUCUCAUCGUGAUGACCAUCGGUCAGAUCUACUACUUAAAACGCUUCUUCGAGGUGAGGCGCGUGGUGUGAGCUAGACAUUUUCUUUUUCUUUGGCGGUAUAUAUUUAAUUUAACGAGAAAAGAGAAAAAAAAUGUGAAGAAAUAUUUCUACACUCUCAA